Molecule: messenger RNA, 522 nt
Organism: Bipolaris maydis ATCC 48331
Lineage: Eukaryota; Fungi; Ascomycota; Dothideomycetes; Pleosporales; Pleosporaceae
Biological process (GO): L-leucine catabolic process; ketone body biosynthetic process
Molecular function (GO): hydroxymethylglutaryl-CoA lyase activity
Source: RefSeq, a predicted model, not a curated record
AUGGAAGUUAGACCACGAGAUGGUCUCCAGAACAUCAAGCAGUUGGUGCCCCAGGAAGUCAAGACCAAGUUGAUCCAGCGUCUCGCAGGAACUUGGUUGCAGGAAAUCGAGGCAACAUCAUGCGCUGCAACUUGCAAAGUCAAGAAAGGUGUCCAGGUCUCAUUCCAUUUCCCCGUUCUCGCCCCGAACAUGAAAGGCUUGGUAAAUGCAAGGGCUGCCAGUGCCGAUGAGAUUGUGGUUUUUGAGUCCGUCACCGAGGCGUUCACACUUGCCUUUGGUAUUAAAGUCAGGAGUGUCAUUUCCUGUAUUUUCUCAGGCCCAUUCUCGGGACCUACGGUCCCUAAAGAUGUCAUGAAAGUAGUGCAACAAUUCAUCGACAUGGGAUGCUACGAGGCCGGACUUGGAGAUGCCCUUGGUAUUGGAACACUUAAGAACACACAGAGUUUACUUGAAGUCCUUCUCCAAGGCGUUCCUGCGGGUAGACUUGCCGGUCAUUUUCACACAUAUGGGCCAAGUCAUUAA